AUGGCUACUAAGGGUGCCAAACCUAAGCUUAUUGCCUAUCUGAUGUUUUUGCUUGGAUUGGUUGCGAUCGGUACUGGAUAUUAUAUGGCUUUGAUAAUCCGAGGUAAUCUGGCUCACCAGAAAAAGGGUUGUUUCUGUGUCUCGCUGCAAAUGUUGGCCGUCGUUAGAACAACUUGCUUGACUUCCAUACCUACACCAUCGGCAUUUUCAUGUAUGACCGAGUCAGACGAUCAGCUCAAGAGGUCAGGCCAACAGUCAUGUCUUAUAUGGCACGGCACACACAAUACCAGGGUCUGCAACCACGCGACACUGACUGGCAAGACGCCGCGCAUGAAGAAUAUUGCAUCGAUUGCCAUGUCUUUGAUAGACGACCUAGAUAUCCUAUCACGACAACAGAUGAUCACCGCUGUGUUAUCUCUCCACCUGAGACGGACGGGCAGAAAUGACACCUGGUGA
Messenger RNA from Fusarium proliferatum ET1, 456 nucleotides. RefSeq lists its product as uncharacterized. Lineage: Eukaryota; Fungi; Ascomycota; Sordariomycetes; Hypocreales; Nectriaceae. Bases 1 to 456 code for a protein of 151 amino acids. The record is from RefSeq and is a predicted model, not a curated record. The transcript has 2 exons.